This is a messenger RNA of Dermacentor silvarum, 6159 nucleotides long. It is a transcript of the gene Galphao, whose product is annotated as guanine nucleotide-binding protein G(o) subunit alpha. NCBI's taxonomy places the organism in Eukaryota, Metazoa, Arthropoda, Arachnida, Ixodida, Ixodidae. Gene Ontology annotation, molecular function: G-protein beta/gamma-subunit complex binding; GTP binding; GTPase activity. Gene Ontology annotation, biological process: adenylate cyclase-modulating G protein-coupled receptor signaling pathway. Gene Ontology annotation, cellular component: heterotrimeric G-protein complex. The record is from RefSeq and is a predicted model, not a curated record. Bases 461 to 1525 code for a protein of 354 amino acids. The transcript is spliced from 8 exons.
GCAUCUCUCUGUUCGUAACCGCCGCUGAAAAGACACGGGGCCGCCGCGCACGUUUUCGAUGGGGCGCCGAGAGCUGCGCCGUUCAGUGGGGAGCGCUCGCCGGCAGCGUGCUCAAGCGCGCUUCCAUAAAGCGCGGGUCGCGCCGCCUCGGGCGCCAAGCAGCCGCUCCGAUGAGCGGCGCCACGAGCGGGCGUCGCGCGGCGCCGGCGCAAGAUGGCGCUGAGGCUGACGUCACGCUGGGGCUCGAGCGUCGCCUAGGAGACCGUAAACUGGGUCCGGAGCGUCGAUUGGCGGCGGCUGUGCCCGUGCGAGCGCUCAUUAUCAUAGAGCUGCGGAAAGCCGCCUGCCCGGCUUCAGGGUGCUGUCGUCGCCUGUGCUCUACGGCGAGUCCAGCGGCGUGUGUUGCCCAGCGCCGCCCACCGCGGGAUCGCGCCCAGGAGCCCUGACCGCAGCUUGAGCCAUGGGCUGCGCUAUGAGUGCCGAGGAGCGGGCGGCGCUCGCCCGCAGCAAGCAGAUCGAGAAAAACCUCAAGGAGGACGGCAUCCAGGCCGCCAAAGACAUCAAGCUUCUGCUUCUCGGUGCGGGGGAGUCCGGCAAGAGCACCAUCGUCAAGCAAAUGAAGAUUAUCCAUGACAGUGGCUUCACGCAGGAAGACUUCAAGCAGUACAAACCAGUGGUGUACAGCAACACCAUACAGUCCAUGGUGGCCAUCCUCAGAGCCAUGCCAAACCUGGGAAUUAGCUUCGGAAACAACGAAAGAGAAGCGGACGCCAAGAUGGUUUUUGACGUCGUGGCGCGAAUGGAGGACACGGAACCCUUUUCUGAGGAACUGCUCAGCGCCAUGAAGAGGCUAUGGACAGACUCCGGGGUGCAAGAGUGUUUUGGGCGCUCCAACGAGUACCAGCUCAACGACUCCGCCAAGUACUUUUUGGACGACUUAGACCGUCUGGGAAAGAAAGAAUAUAUGCCAACAGAACAGGACAUUCUACGGACAAGAGUCAAAACGACGGGCAUCGUAGAGGUUCACUUUUCCUUUAAGAACUUAAAUUUCAAAUUGUUUGACGUGGGAGGACAACGGUCUGAACGGAAGAAGUGGAUCCACUGCUUUGAAGACGUCACUGCCAUAAUCUUCUGCGUAGCCAUGAGCGAAUAUGACCAAGUUCUUCACGAAGAUGAGACCACCAAUCGCAUGCAAGAGUCCCUAAAGCUAUUCGACUCCAUCUGCAACAAUAAAUGGUUCACCGACACAUCUAUAAUCCUUUUUCUCAACAAAAAAGACCUCUUCGAGGAGAAAAUCAAAAAGUCACCCCUCACCAUAUGUUUUCCAGAGUACACAGGUGCCCAGGAGUACGGGGAGGCGGCCGCCUACAUCCAGGCGCAGUUCGAAGCCAAGAACAAAUCCACCACCAAGGAGAUCUACUGCCACAUGACCUGUGCCACGGACACGACCAACAUCCAGUUUGUGUUCGACGCGGUCACGGAUGUCAUCAUUGCCAACAACCUGCGCGGCUGCGGACUCUACUGAGCGGCGGCGGCUCAGCCGAGGCCGCUGGUGCCUCCCGCGCGGCCGACCCGAACUGGAGGCCUGCUCACUCGACAGCAGCCAAGUUGCAUGUUGAUUUCCCUUCCCUUGCAUUUCGUGAUACUCCUGCCGCCACUUGGGCCGCGGACUAAGGACUCGUGAAUGUGUUUCUCCCCCUUUUUGCGCUGGUCGGGAAGGUAUGCAACCUUUUUGCUUUCUCCGCAAGGGGCCUCCCCGCCUUCUUUUUCCACUGUUGCUGUUGGUGGUGAUGUUGCCGAGGCUGUUCACUUCGCGGGCCACCCGCUGCCAGCGGCCGACACCACCCUCCCGCCGGCCCUCCCCCGAGACGAGGAGGACGACACCAACACCCGAGAGAGGGGGCGCGUGUGCCCGCUGCAGCAGCGCACACAGAUACACACCGGGACGAGAGAGGGAAGACGCAAAAAAGAGAAGCUCCUUGGGACAUUUUGGUCCGCGUUAUAUGUACACAUAUAUAUCCGUAUAGUUGCGUAUAUUUAUAUAUAUGUACAUAUAUAAGCGUAUAUGUAUGUAUAUAUAAACACAUAUAAAUAUGUAUGUGUGGCAACGGCCGAGGCACAAAGACAACAGCGUCGAAGGGGCGUCGGGGAGCCGCUCGCGGGCGGAUCGAGGCAGCAAGUUCUCCUUUUAUUUCCGCCAAGAUAGCCUAGUCGGGUAGACACACGAUAUCUUGCACCAGCGCUUCUCUGCCAACCUGGUUCAUGUUUGUCUGGGGUGGUGGAAGGGCGACGAGGAGACCCCAAAGUGAUGUAUUAUAUACUACAUAGGGACAAGGGGAGGGUAAAUUUUUCGUUUUUUAAAAGCACGGUUCUUUCCGAACGCCCUCGUAGCGCGCCGAGAACGCCGCCACUCGUCGUCGAAGGGCGAUCCCGCCUCGGGAGAGGUACGAACAAAACAACAAGGAAAAGGAACCAAAGACACAACAGCGAACAGCAACAACAGCUAAGUUUGGGCGCGCUCGCGGGUCCAGGGCAGCGCGGGGAAUUCCGUGGGUGGAGCGCGGAGGGCUCGGCUCCCCGUGCAUCGCGGUAACGAACCGCUGGGACGCGUCGAAGGGGCCGCCCCUCUCGCUGUAGGUUACGCGGAAAAGGUGAGACUAUAAAUAUAUACAUAAUUCUAUACUAUAAUAUGUGUACCGUGUGAGAGUGCAGGAAGCAAGCCUGUUUCAGUCCUGUUUUGAGAGUGCUUACUCAAUAAAAAGUGACGCGUGUUCUUUGACGCCCUCCCCCCAUCCAGCUCCCAUACCUGACGGCUAUGCGGAGAGGACUAGACCCCCACCCAAGAGGUGACAACAUUCUGCUUUCGCUGCUCCCUUGGUAUGCCUGCUGCUUUUCCGUCGCCGCCACGGGAGGCGAGCGCCCUCUUUUCCUUCGGUUCUCUUGGAAAGGACUCACCCUUUCGUCCGCGUAGUGAUUCAAAGUGGUUCAAGUUCAAAAACUAGCCCCACAAGCCAAUGAGAGCUGCCCGGCAGUCGGUGUCUGCUCCUGCGCGUGCUCCGUAGACGCACAUCCGAUUUUUUUUUUCUCGUUGCAAGUCUGCUCUACCGGGGUCCUCGCUUAGCCAUUCUCUCCCGCAUUCUUCUGUUGCACUCUGGCACCCGGAGAAGUGACGAUUGCUCAGGUACUGUACUCAACAUUAGCUGCCAGUGACGCGGCGGCGCCUGGACAUCCUCCAGAAGCCGCCGGGUCACCAACCCGAGAGCAGUAUUUCAGUGGCUGGCUUCGCGGCCAUGUGCUCGAGGUCCAUCUUCCUCCGUAGAGUCAGCUACUAGUUUCGAGCUGUGGUCAUGAGGGUACCCUCAGCGCUGCCUUGGUUCUCAUUUUUGUUCUCUUCCAAGUUUGGGAUGCCGAGCGCAACUGUGACGUUGCCCCACCGCGGCGAAGCCUCUCUCUGACCGGGAGCUGCAGUGGCUUGCCUGCGGCAAGCCCCCGGACGUGCUUCGGAGUUAUCUUAUUUCAUUUUUCUUUCCCUCCGAGCACUCGAGUCUUGAGUCACAUUCGACAGCGCGGUGGCGUAGUUUGUGCUAAGACGCGUGCCGCCCAGCAAGUAGAGGGCGCCGUCUCUCUUAAAUGUUCAUUCCUUUUUUUCUUUGUCGCUAUGCAAAGGGUCUUCUGAGCGGCGCCGGUGUCGCUCUUAACCGUUUGCAAUUCGCUCUUCCAAAGGUUCGCCGAAAGCCCCGUAAGGAGAAUCGCCGCGGUAUCCCCGCCAAUCGACGGACUAGCGGUGGCCAAAAUCCCAUAGUGAACGCCAGGCCAUCGUACGUGUCUCCUGGAAGCCCAAAAAAAAUUCACAACUGAUUUUGGCCUCUGUUGUCGCUGGAGGAGGCAGAAAGCAUUUUUAACCACGCCUACGUUGUGUUUGUAGGGAGGUGACACACGGCCGCCUGUCGGCAACGAUGGUCGCCCCGUUGAACCGGCAGCGCGGUGGAGAUUUGGAAGCGUGACAACGCUCAGCUGCAAUGCUGCUAAGCUCGCCCGCUGCACAAAUGCCGUUAAGGAAGGUGCGCCGCCGGCUAGGCGCGCCGUGCGAGACCACCCUGUGCACGCGCUGUGCGUCACUUCUUCUGCUGUUCUCUUUUUGUUCUCUGGCAACUCUGGCACAACAGACACAUUCCUCGUCGCGUCUGGAUCAUGCCGCGCCAUCUUGCAUAUUCAAGCGUUCACGCUUCGUUCUCAAUGCGCCUCAUGCGUGAAUGUCGACGGCUUCAAUUGCAUUGCUUUCUUUUCUUUGGGAAUGUGAAAGUCACAGUCCCUAGAUCUCCUCUGGUCCGAGUGCGCGCUGCAUAUCUCGUUUCUGCCAGGCCACCUUCGUAUCGCGAGCCAUGACAGGCCUUGAGGCCGAAGCGACCAAGCGCGUGGCCGUCCUCACGACCACAGCUUGCGUCUUCGAUUCGUCGUCUCAGGACACAAAAUCACGCCGCGUUAAUGCUUUACUCUUCCUCUCAGUUUAAAACAAUCGUUUCCGUAGAAGCAGUCACGUUGAGCCAUCAGUUGCCUUGUUGAUAAUUUCAUUUAUUGAGUUCCUUGUUUUGAGGCUAUCGCAGUUAGCUCGGAACACCAUUUUGGGACGCGAACACUGUACCGCACAUCGUCUUCUUGUCAGCUUUGACGCCACUGGGAGGGAGUGCUAGCAAGUGCAAUUGCGUGGUCAAAUGCGGCAACGUAAGUGUAGAUGUAUUACGAGUGCUGACUUUUUGUGCAAGAAUAAUGCCUCAUCUUUCAGCCAGAUAACUUCGGAGUGUGUGACAGCUGUACGCGUUUGUAACCAGAUGGGUGGCACUAGCUGCACGCCAAUAUCAAGACGUGCUUUAGUAGAGACUUGACUAAAAGAAAAAUAUCUGAAUGGCACGAGUACAAAAAUCUGAAAUACAGCAUGCUUAAUGCGUGGGUUAAAUUGACUAUGUAAUAGUAACAUGUUGUGUCUUGUUUGUGCUGCUGCGUAUUGCCCGGUUCUGUUAAUAAGUGAGCUCUGUGUAAAUUAAGGAUUGUGAGUUCUAUCUCUGGACACACUUUUUUUUUGUAAGCUGUAUGACCGGUUGGCAAACGCGUUUGUUUAAGAGACCGAGUGUUACGGGUAUGAGGUAACAUCCAAAUAGGACUGCCUGGCCAGUAAUCAACAAGAUGUAUUCUCAAGACGUGGAGCGACACGCCAACAUCCAGCUGUUGGCUGGCGCAGGAGAGCUACAGUAGACCGUGCACCAUGUUCAGGUGCGGUGUGCGUUUUUCUGUCGGCAUCAACUAGUCAUUUUUGCGCAUGUGCAAUAGCACGUAGCCGUCACCACGUACCGCGCCUGAACAUAUAAUCGGAUCCGCUGUGACCAUCCUGCAAACGUCAGCAAUUGGAACUGAGAAAAUUGAUUGGGGCGAGCACGAGAAGGUCAUUUGCACGGCACGAUGCUGAGCGGCCGUACUCCUCUUGAGCGAGUAAACUUUUGCUUUCGAGGCCGCAGCUUCUCAAAGUGCCUGUUCAGCGAAAUGAAUGGUUUGUGACCAGAGACUAUCCAGGGCUUGUGACUACACCCUUGGCAAUGCACUUGGUUGCUUGAGUUGUUAUUUUUGUUAUUGUUGUUGUUGUUAAUUUGCGGCUGGAUGAACAUUUAACACGGUUCUGCUGGCAACCUUCCAUUUGGGCUCUUUGAGGCUCUUGGGACCAGGGGCCGGAUUGUGGCGUGGUAAGACUGGGGGUCGUUGAUUGUUGCGUUUCAUCGGUAAUUUGUUUUUGUUCUACUGUGUUACGUUUCUGGGUGCGUGCGUACUACCGCGUGCUCGUCACAUCUGCUCCGAUGCAAACCUCGCUUCUUUAAGCCUUUGUUUUCUUCACCUGUGUCUUUUUUUUUCGUUUUUUUUUGUCAGUCGAACUACUGGGGGUACGAACUUUACGACAGGUGGGUAGAGCCAACAUGACGUGUCGUUCUUAAUCUGUCAUUUUUAUCCAAGUAAGCAAGCGUUUUGAGUAAGCAGUUGAAAUAAAGUACAUUCAAAUCAUUUGUUUUGCGGUGACUGCAAACCACUCAAAAAAGUUAUCAGUUUCUAUUCUUUUUGUUGUGUAUGCAGUAUCUGCAAUUUUAUGCCCAAUGAAUAAAAUUCCUUCGUCGUGUG